CAAGUCAAGCCGUGUGUAAUUGCAGUGAUCGACUUGUGACUGCUACAGUGCCUUUGACAGAAGUAGUAAAGCAGUAAAACGACGGAACAUUUAUUAAUUGUGCGUCACGACUCGAUUUCCGAGAGUUUGCGUCGAACGUUCUAUGUCGGAACUCCCACCGCAACUGACUGUGCCUUCUACUAUUCCCACGUUGGUCUUGACUUCCGUGCUCCGCCUCUUUCAUGGCGGCGUCCUAGAUAGCAGAAACCUCAACAAAAGCUAUCAAAAAACUGUGUUCGAAAUAGGCAAGUUCUGACAAGGCCUCGUCUAAGAGCAAUGGAUAAGGCGAAACAAGGCGAACCAGCAUCCCACAACAACCACGGUCUAAAGCCGGCCAGUGUUGACUCGCUGGAAGGUUCGGAAAGUGGCUCGCUUAACUCCAAGCUCGGUCCGCGGUCGGUGGGCAGCCACAGCUCCCAUUCGCCGUCUAAGUCGCUCUGCUCGUCUUCCUCAACAUCCACGGAAAACAUGCAACUCACGCAGGAACUUAAGAUGCGAGAAGUGUCCAAGGUGCCAAAGACGCAAGACCCACCUUUGCUUCCUGGAGAGCAGCCACACGUCAUUCAGAAAGCACGAGAUGUCACCUACCUGUGCCCAUUCCAAGGCCCCAUUCGUGGCUGCCUCUUCAUCACUAACUACAAGCUGUACUUUCGCAGUGUUGAGAAGAAUUCCCGCUCCAAACAGUUCACUGAGCCGCGGUUCACACUGGAAGUCCCGCUUGGUGUCGUGAGCCGUAUUGAGAAAGUUGGCUACGCGUCGAGUCGCGGAGAGAAUGCAUACGGCAUUGAGCUCUUCUGCAAGGACCUGCGCAGCUUGAAGUUUGCCCACAAGCAGGAGAACCACUCGCGGCGAGACAUCUUCGACAAACUGCACAAGCUGGCCUUUCCGCUCUCCAAUAACCUGUCAUUGUUUGCCUUUGAGUAUGGCGGCCGGUACUCUGUGAAUGGCUGGGCCGUGUACGACCCGUUGGCGGAAUACCGACGUCAGGGCCUGCCCACUGAGAGCUGGCGGCUGAGCCGGGCAAACGAGAACUACCAGCUGUGUGACACCUAUCCCGCCAUUCUAGCUGUUCCUGCUGCAGCGGAUGACAGUCUCUUGGAAGCCGUGGCUAGUUUUCGAAGCCGGGGUCGCAUUCCGGUUCUGUCCUGGAUCCACCCAGAGGGACAGGCAACCAUAACCCGUUGUAGUCAACCCAAUGUUGGCGUGAGCGGCAAGCGCAGCACAGAAGACGAGAGCUACUUGCAGAUGAUCAUGGACGCCAAUGCACAUUCGCAUAAGCUCUUCAUAAUGGAUGCUCGACCUAGCGUGAAUGCUGUGGCCAAUAAGGCAAAGGGUGGUGGCUACGAGAGCGACGAGGCAUACCGGUGUACCGAGCUGUGCUUCCUGGACAUCCACAACAUCCACGUGAUGCGGGAGAGCCUGCGCAAGCUCAAGGAGACCUGCUUCCCCAGUGCGGCAGAUGAGUCCCGCUGGCUGUCCGCACUUGAGGCCACCCACUGGCUGCAGCAUGUGCGUACCGUGCUGGCUGGGGCCCUGCGCGUCGCACAUCGCCUCGAAGGGGCCAAGGGAUCGGUGCUGGUGCACUGCUCGGACGGGUGGGACCGCACCGCGCAGCUCACCAGUCUGGCCAUGCUCAUGCUUGACCCUUACUACCGCACCAUCCGAGGCUUCGAAGUGCUCAUUGAGAAGGAGUGGCUCAGCUUUGGCCACAAGUUUGCUCAGCGAAUUGGACACGGCGAUGACAAGCACUCGGAUGCCGACCGGUCACCCGUUUUUCUCCAAUUCAUCGACUGUGCGUGGCAGAUCAUGAACCAAUUCAAGAAUGCUUUUGAAUUCAACGAGCACUUCCUCAUCACCAUCCUGGAUCACCUCUACAGCUGCCUGUUUGGCACAUUCCUCUACAACUCGGAGCAACAGAGGGUUAAAGAGAGCGUGCGUGAACGAACUCAGUCGCUCUGGUCGAUGGUGAACAGCGACAUCGAGGAGUACACCAACCCGUUGUAUGCCAGCUACCCACAGCAGCAUGUCUUGUUUCCGGUGGCCAGCCUGCGUCGCAUCCAGCUCUGGAAAGGCUACUACUGUCGCUGGAACCCACGCAUGCGCCUUCAGGAACCAUUGCAGGUGCGCAGCCGGGAACUCCUUCAAUUGCGUGCGCAGCUGCAAAGGCAGCUGGAAGAACUGAAGAAGGAGCAUGAAUCCAAGGUGUCUCGCAUCCCACCGAGAGUCUCAUCACCAAUCACCGUUUAGCAGCAAUAGCCGUGACUGCUGCACUUUACGUCCUCAGGCCUUCACGGAGAAGCUUCGCAAACUCGAAAAGCACCUUCCUACACCUCAUACGUGUCGCUGAUAUGUUUGUCAAAGCUAUUUCCAAGAUGUCAUUGGCUUGGCGUAGCACGGGGAUGCGUUAAUUAUCUCUCCACGAACUUGGCACUUUGCUGGACUUCUUACCUUGCUGGUUACUUGAAGAGCAGUAACUUUUUUGUAUUUCUAUAAGCCACGUCAAUUGCCAUUAUCAGUUGUUUCAUAGUCUCAACCUUAGUGUGAUAUAGUGCUCGCGUUCUGGUGACAAGGGGUCCUGUGUAUGAUUAUAUAUAAUUUUAUGACUUUUUUGUCAGAAAACAUUUAUGUGUAUGCAUUUUAUUUGAAAAAUAAGAAACUGUCUUGAACAAUAGCUUGUGAUUCUGUGAUGUCUGCUUUUAGCACUUGUAACUACGGUCCGGUGUUUAUAGUUCAUAUUUGUUGUUUUUAUUCAUGUGUUAUCCAUCCCUGUCUCAAGACAAAGUUUUGAAUAUUAGAGUGCAGCUCUUAGGCGCCCGUUCCUGCUUUGAGCGUCUGCCUCGGCGUCGGCAUAAUCAGCAGAACAAACGCAGAGCGCAUCGGAGGAUGAAAUGUGGCGAUAGUGAAGAGAGGGCGAGCAGGAAAGCGGAGGAGGAGGGUACAGUGGAAGCAUGAGGAGAAAAGCGGAGUGCCGCUUGAGAUGUGCUCCACGGCCGCGACCCGCUACAAGAUGGUGCCAUAGCAGCGUGCUCCAUCACCUGGUCGCCGAUGGCAUCAUUACUAAGGCAUGCGGCGAGCGCGUCCACUGAUACCAUAUAUAGAAACAAAGUGCUGGUGUGGGCUUCGGACCCACUGCUCAUGUGCUACUUUGCCUGCACAGCCGCCUCUAGAGAUUGCAUUCCGCGCGAGCCACGCAUUCCCGUGUUCACGCUUUCUUUCUGAACAAUGAGCAAUGCAACCAGUGAAAGUGCUUGGUCAGCCGCUGCUCCUAAACGAGCUGCCCGAGCAGAGGCUCAGCACUGCCACCGAAAGCACCCUUCCGUUCUGAUUCAACUUUGCCUCAAUAUAUUGCGAAUUUAAAACACCUAAACAGCUGCACUCAAAUUUUGCAUUAGGGAGUAUCAUAAUCGUUGGUGAAUUUUUUCGUUUGCUGUAAUUACUGACAAAUAUUUUUCUAGCCACUGAUUGUUUCUUUUCAUUUUUUAUAAAUUGCUAUAGUUAUUAAAAAUGCAC
Molecule: messenger RNA, 3549 nt
Organism: Dermacentor silvarum
Lineage: Eukaryota; Metazoa; Arthropoda; Arachnida; Ixodida; Ixodidae
Gene: mtm
Product: myotubularin-related protein 2
Exons: 13
Coding region: 316-2286 (656 amino acids)
Biological process (GO): dephosphorylation
Molecular function (GO): phosphatidylinositol-3,5-bisphosphate 3-phosphatase activity
Source: RefSeq, a predicted model, not a curated record